AUGGAACUCCAAGAAAAAGACAACCAGACCAUUGACCAGGCGGUAGAGGUCAGCGAGGACGAGGGAGGGAUUGCUCCGGGGAAUGAAAUUACCGAUCUCAGGCUGCUUCUGAUUCAUAUCGGACUCUGUCUCUGCACCUUUCUUGUCGGCCUGAUACGAUAUCCGAUAUGUGCUAGUCAGUCCCUGGCUGGAAAGACAUUCACCCUCUUCCCCAAGAAGUGGACCUAUCUAUCUGCUCACGUUACAUGGCGCUGGUGUUUCUACAUCCACCUGCCAAUCGGAGCCUUCUCCGUGACCGCAUUCGUGCUGUUCUUCCGUAUCAAACCCGCACGGACGGAGGAGGGUGCAACCUUGCAGAAGCUCAAGGCUCUGGAUGGCGUGGGAUUCAGCUUCUUCGCAGGCGCGGUUGCGAUGCUCCUCUUGGCUCUACAGCUUGGGGGCACCAGUGAGCUUUACGCCUGGGACUCCUCGCGGAUUAUCGGCAUGUUUGUUGGCUCCGGCGCCACCUUUAUUGCAUUUGUGUCCUGGCAGUUGUACCUCCAGAAUGCGGCCCUGAUCCCACCGCAGCUGUUUCGUCACCGAAACACUUCCCUUAUCUUUUCCUCGGCAGUGUUCUCCAAUGGGCCCUUCCAGUGUAUCGUGUACUGGCUCCCAGUGUGGUUCCAGGCAGUGCUCGAGGUAUCCCCGACUGCCAGUGGAGUCAGGUAUCUGCCCACCGUGAUUGCCGACGUUGUCACGUCUAUUGUUGGCUCAGUACUCGUCACAUACUGGGGCCAAUAG
Molecule: messenger RNA, 780 nt
Organism: Aspergillus affinis
Lineage: Eukaryota; Fungi; Ascomycota; Eurotiomycetes; Eurotiales; Aspergillaceae
Exons: 3
Coding region: 1-780 (259 amino acids)
Biological process (GO): transmembrane transport
Molecular function (GO): transmembrane transporter activity
Source: RefSeq, a predicted model, not a curated record